AUGGAGCUUGACAAGGAAGCGCUCGAUCCGCAACACAAAAAGAUCCGUACGGAGAAUCGUGAGCGCAAGAAGCGUUGGCGAGAGGCGAAUGAGGAUCGCAAUAAGGAUAAUGACUUGCGAUGCCGUGUGCAUAAACGCGCACAUAAGCUGUAUGGUAAGGAAAAUUCACGCAUGAAGGAGAUGUGGAUUGAGGAGGAGUUCAAUAAACGCAAGCACAAGCGACAAGAAAAGGAAGGAAAAGGACCGGAUGGCUUGCCGCUGAUUGAU
This is a messenger RNA of Protomyces lactucae-debilis, 267 nucleotides long. RefSeq lists its product as uncharacterized. The transcript has a single exon. NCBI's taxonomy places the organism in Eukaryota, Fungi, Ascomycota, Taphrinomycetes, Taphrinales, Protomycetaceae. The record is from RefSeq and is a predicted model, not a curated record. The annotation marks the transcript as partial.